Messenger RNA from Penicillium digitatum Pd1, 234 nucleotides. Lineage: Eukaryota; Fungi; Ascomycota; Eurotiomycetes; Eurotiales; Aspergillaceae. The record is from RefSeq and is a predicted model, not a curated record.
AUGUGCUACAAAGUCGUCGAACGCUACUCCGUCUGCAAAUGUCUCUACUUCGAGCACUCGAUUGACCCAUGCUCUGCUUAUGGACAACGCGGUCAUGCAAUACAGGAAAAGACUGUAUUGGUUGGUUAUACUUGUGACAAGCAUUCAGGACGCGGGAUGUGUGCAGUAUCGCCGGGUGCGAGGUGCUGGCGUGAUACCAGGCAUGGGUCUUGGGAUUUGAUCGGAAAUUACUAA